Stomoxys calcitrans (stable fly) is the source of this 5170-nucleotide messenger RNA. RefSeq lists its product as uncharacterized. The record is from RefSeq and is a predicted model, not a curated record. Lineage: Eukaryota; Metazoa; Arthropoda; Insecta; Diptera; Muscidae. The coding region runs from base 349 to 4680 and encodes 1443 amino acids. The transcript is spliced from 3 exons.
UAGCCAAAAACUCACUCACACCAACCACUGGGGUAUAUAUAGAAAAUCUCUAGGUUUUUAGCGUUUAGUUGGUAACCCACACUCGAACCUUAAAAGUGAAACCAACAGAGGAGUUCUUCUUCCCACAAAAAAUUUCUGGCCCAGCUAGAAACAAAGCCAAGACCAAUUUGAUUGUGCGGACGUUCAGAAUCGAUCGAGUUCAAUUGGCAAUAUUGAAUUCUGAUACGAAUUCAGUGCAUCUCAAGGAUUACCUCGCAGCAACCAUAGCAUAUAAAAGGAUUACUCAACGAAACAAGAAAGAGCGAAAGAAAGAGAAAAAUAAAUCAUUGCAAACAAGUGUGCUCGAUAAUGAGGAGCACAUUUAUAUUAUUGGCGCUAUGCGUCAUCGGCGUAUAUGCCGACAGUGAUGAUAGUGUUGUGAGAAAGGUCCGGGCUUUCAACGGCUACGACUAUCCACCACCAGAUAAUCCUUUUACAUACCCCCCAUCGACGAGAACAACACCCCCUCCCACAAGCAGGCCACCACCAACAGCAACAACUAAACCUCCUACAAGAGCAACUCAACCUCCUUCCACGUAUUUGCCACCGGCAACUACAAAGCCUCCAACACGCGCACCACCAGCAACAACUCGCCCACCUACUCGGCCACCAACAAGAGCUACUCAACCACCUACGAGGCCACCAACAAGAGCUACUCAACCACCAUCGACUUAUCUCCCACCGGCAACAACUACUCCUAGACCCACUACUAAGGCUCCCACACGACCACCUCCACCACCUCCAACAAAAGCAACUCCACCACCCACAAACAAACCCCCAACACCUGCCACAACAAAAGGCACCACUGCUGCUCCACGUACUACCCCAAGAGCUCCUGUAACUACACCCCGGCCAACUGCUACAACUCCUGGGCCAACCUAUUUGCCACCCACAACACAGCCUCCAGCACCCAAAACUACUCCCCGCGUUGUAACAACAAGGGCCACCCAACCACCAACUAAGCCAACUCAACGUGUAACUCAACCACCUUCAACCUAUCUACCUCCCGCAACUACCACCCCCAGACCAACCACAAAGGCGCCAACAAGACCACCACCACCACCUCCCCCAACUAGGGCAACUCCACCACCAACAAAUAAACCUCCUACGCCAGCUACCACUAAGGGUACCACACCUGCUCCACGUACAACUACCAGGUCUCCAGUAACAACUCCACGUCCAACUGGCACGACACCUGGACCCACCUAUUUGCCACCCACAACGAAACCUCCAGCACCUAGAACAACUCCCCGAGUAGUGACAACUCGUGCCACCCAACCCCCCACUAAGCCAACACAACGUGUCACGCAACCUCCCUCCACUUACUUGCCACCCGCAACAACAACACCUAGACCAACCACUAAGGCUCCAACUCGUCCUCCCCCACCUCCUCCAACAAAGGCAACUCCACCACCAACAAAUAAGCCUCCAACCCCUGCCACCACUAAGGGUACCACUGCUGCACCACGUACAACUACACGUGCUCCUGCUACAACACCACGUCCAACUAGUACGACACCUGGACCAACCUACUUGCCACCUACAACAAAACCUCCUGCACCAAAAACUACACCACGCAUUGUAACAACCAGGGCUACUCAACCACCAACUAAACCAACCCAGCGCGUUACACAACCACCUUCCACCUAUCUUCCACCCGCAACCACAACUCCCAGACCAACUACCAAGACUCCAACGAGACCACCCCCACCACCUCCAACAAAGGCAACUCCACCUCCAACUAAUAAGCCUCCGACACCUGCAACAACAAAGGGCACUACUGCUGCUCCACGCACUACUCCUCGUGCUACUACCAAAGCUCCAACAACUACUCCAAGGCCAGUUAGUCGCAGCACUCCAGGGCCAACAUAUUUGCCGCCGGAUGUUCCAGUAACCAAAGUUACCGUUCCAACUCAAGCAGCAACUAAACCUCCAGCCCCCAAGACUACUCCACGCGUUGUAACAACUCGGGCUACACAACCCCCAACAAGGGCAACUACCCGUCGCCCAGUUGUAACAACUCCAGCUGCUCCACGCACUACGCAACGUGUCGCUACCACUACAACCACCCCAGGACCAACUUAUCUACCACCCACCUCUACUCCCCGACUUCCAUUCACCACUCCAAAGGCACCAACAACUCGGGCUACUCAGCCCCCCACCAAGCCAACACAACGUGUUACUCGCCCACCUCAACCACCACCAACAAAGGGAACCCCACCCCCUACUAAUAGGCCUCCAACACCUGCCACUACUAAAGGUACCACUGCUGCUCCAAGGACAACAACACGCGCCCCAGUUACAACACCUCGUCCAACUGGAACCACACCCGGACCCACUUAUUUGCCACCCACAACAAAACCUUCCGCACCCAGGACAACUCCACGAGUAGUUACAACUCGUGCUACCCAACCUCCCACUAAGCCAACACAACGUGUCACUCAACCUCCCUCCACUUACUUGCCACCCGCAACAACAACGCCUAGACCAACCACUAGAGCUCCAACUCGUCCACCACCACCUCCUCCAACAAAGGCAACUCCACCACCAACAAAUAAGCCCCCAACCCCUGCCACCACUAAGGGUACCACUGCCGCACCACGUACAACUACACGUGCUCCUGCUACAACACCACGUCCAACAGGUACAACACCUGGACCAACCUACCUGCCACCUACAACAAAACCUCCUGCACCCAAAACUACUCCCCGCGUUGUAACAACCAGGGCUACUCAACCACCCACUAAACCAACGCAGCGCGUUACACAACCACCUUCCACCUAUCUCCCACCAGCAACCACAACUCCUAGACCAACUACCAAGGCUCCAACGAGACCACCCCCACCACCUCCAACAAAGGCAACUCCUCCUCCAACUAAUAAGCCUCCUACACCUGCAACAACGAAGGGCACUACUGCAGCUCCACGCACUACUCCUCGUGCUACUACCAAAGCUCCAGCAACUACUCCAAGGCCAGUUAGUCGCAGCACUCCAGGGCCAACAUAUUUGCCGCCGGAUGUUCCAGUAACCAAAGUUACCGUUCCAACUCAAGCAGCAACUAAACCUCCAGCUCCCAAGACUACUCCACGCGUUGUAACAACUCGGGCUACACAACCACCCACUAAACCAACCCAACGCGUUACUCAACCACCCUCAACCUACCUCCCUCCAGCAACCACAACUGCAAGACCAACUACCAAGGCUCCAACUAGGCCACCACCACCACCUCCCACUAAGGCAACUCCCCCACCAACAAAUAGACCACCAACUCCUGCUACCACUAAGGGCACUACCGCUGCUCCACGCACCACCCCUCGUUCGCCAGUGACAACCCCACGUCCCACUGCCACAACACCUGGACCAACCUAUCUUCCACCCACAACAAAACCUCCAGCACCUAGAACAACUCCUCGAGUGGUAACAACCCGCGCUACUCAGCCCCCCAGACCAACAACUAAAACUCCAACAAGACCACCACCCCCACCACCAACUAAGGCUACACCACCACCAACAAACAAACCUCCAACUCCUGCUACAACUAAGGGCACUACCGCUGCCCCACGUACCACCCCACGUGCUCCAGUGACAACUCCACGUCCUACUGGUACAACACCUGGACCAACUUAUCUUCCACCCACAACAAAACCUCCAGCACCUAGAACAACUCCCCGAGUGGUAACAACCCGCCCUACCCAGCCUCCUACUAAGCCAACGCAACGAGUUACACAGCCUCCCUCUACCUAUCUACCCCCAGCAACUACUACUCCCAGACCAACCACCAAAACUCCAACAAGACCACCACCCCCACCACCAACCAAGGCUACACCUCCACCAACAAACAAACCCCCAACUCCUGCUACAACUAAGGGCACUACCGCUGCCCCACGUACCACCCCACGUGCUCCAGUGACAACUCCACGUCCCACUGCCACAACACCUGGACCAACUUAUCUUCCACCCACAACAAAACCUCCAGCACCUAGAACAACUCCCCGAGUGGUAACAACCCGUCCAACCCAGCCUCCUACUAAGCCAACGCAACGAGUUACACAGCCUCCCUCUACCUAUCUACCCCCAGCAACUACUACUCCCAGACCAACCACCAAAACUCCAACAAGACCACCACCCCCACCACCAACCAAGGCUACACCUCCACCAACAAACAAACCCCCAACUCCUGCUACAACUAAGGGCACUACCGCUGCCCCACGUACCACCCCACGUGCUCCAGUGACAACUCCACGUCCCACUGCCACAACACCUGGACCAACUUAUCUUCCACCCACAACAAAACCUCCAGCACCUAGGACAACUCCCCGAGUGGUAACAACCCGCGCCACCCAGCCUCCUACUAAGCCAACCCAACGAGUUACACAGCCUCCAUCCACUUAUCUACCCCCAGCAACUACUACUCCCAGACCGACAACUAAAACUCCCACAAGACCACCCCCACCACCAACUAAGGCUACACCUCCACCAACAAACAAGCCCCCUACACCCGCUACAACCAAGGCCACCCCUGGUCCACGACCAACUACGCGCCCACCCUACACACAACCCCCUACCACGCGCAAGAUCGAGACAACAACUGAAUUCAAGGGCUAUGACUACCCCAAACCAGGCGUUCCCUUCAAUUUCUAACUCUAGACCAGCUACAGUCGCGUCUGGUGAAUUUCGUUCAUAAGAAACCAUCACUGCCCUUUUCUAAUUUAGCAAAGUUUUAUUAUUCUUGUAAACAAUUGAGAUCGUUGAAGUAGUUGUCUAGGGCUAGAUGAAUCUAGGAAUCUAGUCAGUUCUUGAAAAAGGAGAAACCGAAUUGUAUGAGGGUGCAAUUUUUUUAUUGCACUCUUAGAAAGCAACUUUAAAAUAAUUAUUAAUUUUUAUAUUUACGUUUUUUUCCAAUCCCUCCCUUCCACAAUCCAAGUACUUCCCUCCCCCAAAAUCCCCCAUCGACCUUAUGUUAUUUUUUGUGUGUGUAUGAGCUGAGAAGAUAAUUUUGAAAGCGUACUCGAUUGACGUCAUGGUUUCCCGAGUUCUACACAUGAGCCUACUACCCCUCUUUAAAUAUUUAUAGAAAUCCCGUUUGUGUUAUACUUGUUUUUUUUUUUGUUUAUAUAGAAAUUGAUCUAAA